CCACAUCGCCAGGACCAGUGAUCAGCAACAGGGCCGCAGCUGGCUUAUCAGGCUCCCAGCCCAGCCCCUGGCUAGAGACAUAAAUAGGCUGUGGGUGAGACUUCCCUGGCUCAGAGUCUGCAAAGGGAGGUCACCUAAACCCUUUCAGGAUGAAAGCUGUGGUGCUGACGUUGGCUGUGCUCUUCCUGACGGGGAGCCAGGCUCGGCAUUUCUGGCAGCAAGAUGAGCCCGAGUCCCCCUGGGAUCGAGUGAAGGAUUUGGCCACUGUGUACGUGGAUGCAGUCAAAGACAGCGGCAGAGACUAUGUGUCCCAGUUCGAAGCCUCCGCCUUGGGGAAACAGCUAAACCUGAAGCUCCUGGACAACUGGGACAGCUUGACCCCCACCCUCACCAAGCUGCGCGAGCAGCUGGGCACAGUGAGCCAGGAGUUUUGGGAUAAGCUGGAGAAGGAGACAGAGGGGCUGCGGCAGGAGCUGAACAAGGAUCUGGAGGAGGUGAAGCAGAAGGUGCAGCCCUACCUGGACGACUUCCAGAAGAAGUGGCACGAGGAGGUGGAACGCUACCGUGAGAAGGUGGAGCCGCUGGGCUCCCAGCUGCGUGAAGGCGCGCGCCAGAAGCUGCAGGAGCUGCACGAGAAGCUGACCCCGCUGGGCGAGGACCUGCGCGACCGCGCGCGCGCCCACGUGGACACGCUGCGCACUCAGCUGGCGCCCUACAGCGACGACCUGCGCCAGCGCCUGGCCGCGCGCCUCGAGGCGCUCAAGGAGGGCGGCACCGCCAGCCUCGCCGACUACCACGCCAAGGCCAGCGAGCACCUGAGCGCUCUGGGCGAGAAGGCCAAGCCCGCGCUGGAGGACCUGCGCCAGGGCCUGCUGCCCGUGCUGGAGAGCUUCAAGGUCAGCCUCCUGAGCGCCCUGGAUGAGGCCGCCAAGAAGCUCAACACCCAGUGAGGCGCCCGCCGCAGCUGCCCUGCCCGGUUUCUCAGAAUAAACAUUUCCAAAGUGGGAA
Molecule: messenger RNA, 1008 nt
Organism: Nycticebus coucang (slow loris)
Lineage: Eukaryota; Metazoa; Chordata; Mammalia; Primates; Lorisidae
Gene: APOA1
Product: apolipoprotein A1
Exons: 4
Coding region: 150-950 (266 amino acids)
Biological process (GO): lipid transport; lipoprotein metabolic process
Cellular component (GO): extracellular region
Molecular function (GO): high-density lipoprotein particle receptor binding; lipid binding
Source: RefSeq, a predicted model, not a curated record